AUGGCAGGUUCCAGUAGAGCUCGAAGGGUGGCGAAGGAGCUGGCAGACAUUGAGGCCGAUGCGAAAGUUAGCAACAUUACCGCCCAGCCUGCCGACUCGACGGGUGACUUGACCCAUCUCAAGGCCUGUAUACCUGGGCCGCCUGGCACGCCAUACGAGGGGGGCAAGUUCAUUGUCGACGUGAACAUCCCCACAGAGUAUCCCUUCCGCCCGCCCAUCAUGAAGUUCGACACCAAAGUCUGGCAUCCCAAUAUCAGCAGUCAAACUGGAGCAAUCUGCCUGGACACGCUUAGCACGGCUUGGUCCCCAGUUCUGACGAUAAAAUCCACUCUCCUCUCGCUGCAGUCCCUCUUCGAGAGUCCUGAGCCCAAGGAUCCGCAAGACGCUGAGGUAGCCCGAAUGAUGAUGGACGACCCGGACGCGUUCAACAAGAAGGCACACGAGUGGGCCGCCAACCACGCCGGCGCCCCGCGGAAUCCAAAGUUCCAGAGCGUCAAGCCCCGCACCAUCGCCACGGCACCCCAGACCGUCGACGACAGCCGAUACCAGGGUUACAACAAGGACCUCAUCGGCCGCUUCGUGAGCAUGGGCUUCGACCUCGACCGCGUCGUCGAGGCCUUUGUCUUCUUCGGCAUCGAUAAGAACGAUGGCAUGGACUACGUACUCGAGGAAGCGUACAUGGGCGACAUCACGGCCCGGCUGCUGGGCGAGCCUUGA
Molecule: messenger RNA, 717 nt
Organism: Pseudomassariella vexata
Lineage: Eukaryota; Fungi; Ascomycota; Sordariomycetes; Amphisphaeriales; Pseudomassariaceae
Product: ubiquitin-conjugating enzyme
Exons: 2
Coding region: 1-717 (238 amino acids)
Molecular function (GO): protein binding
Source: RefSeq, a predicted model, not a curated record